Molecule: messenger RNA, 7920 nt
Organism: Ictalurus furcatus (blue catfish)
Lineage: Eukaryota; Metazoa; Chordata; Actinopteri; Siluriformes; Ictaluridae
Gene: jmy
Product: junction mediating and regulatory protein, p53 cofactor
Exons: 10
Coding region: 859-3483 (874 amino acids)
Biological process (GO): intrinsic apoptotic signaling pathway by p53 class mediator; positive regulation of apoptotic process; 'de novo' actin filament nucleation
Cellular component (GO): cytoplasm; nucleus
Molecular function (GO): transcription coactivator activity; Arp2/3 complex binding; actin binding
Source: RefSeq, a predicted model, not a curated record
UCACCAGACAGACAGGCUGGAGUCGUCAGAUGAAAACAGACUGUUGCGCAGAGGAAAGGAUGCUGCUGAUGGGGGAAAACACACACACACACACACGUAUUAGCGACAUUAUUAUUAUUAUUUGAUUAGUGACAAGGUUUAGGGUUAUAGCAGCGCUCACAGUUAGCUUUUGUUUGCUUUAGCUAGCUAACGGAUCCGUUAAAAACAAAGCCUGGUGUGUGACGUCACGGCAAACCUCCUAACGGACUUUUUUUUCUCUCUCUCUGAGCGGACAGGAAGGAGCGCUCGAGCCGACCGCCUUGAUCCCGCCCUCUGCUUUCCGCUCGAGCGCCUGACGUCACGGCAGGACCCUCACGCGCCUUGCGCUUGUAAACAGAUCCUCCCACGUGACCGAGUGAGCAGCGCGCGAGCCCAGUCGACUCCCGCAUUGUCCUCUCCGCCUGCGGGACAACACAAAAGGCAAGAAGGGGAGGGAAAAAAAACCCAAAAACUAAACAAACAAACAAAGGCGAGAGUCUUACAAAAAACAAACAGGUACUUGAGAGAACAGGUGGAGAGGAAAGGAGGAGAAGAGAAGAAAGGAUGAGGAUGAAGAGAGACGGGCUUCAGCUUCGUACGGGCCGGAAUCAGAAGUGUGCGCGAGAUGUUUAUUUUAAUCCACGACUGUUGUGUAGUUUAGAGUUUGACGGUUUUCUUUAAAUUGACCUGACGUAAUAACGGAUGCGCUUCACCACGACGUCGUCAUCGAGCUGACAUCCGAAAUCAAUUCGUUAUUUAUUUGUUUUUCUUUAUUUAAAAAAAAAAAAAACAACCCGGGGUUUGUAUUGUUGUUAUUAGCCGCGGUUAGCUAACCGUCCGAUGUCAUUCACAAUGGAGGAGUCUUUGGAGUCCGGUUGGGUUUCAGUUAGGCCGAACGUCUUCGAGGAAAAAGAGAAGCACAAAUUCGUCUUCAUCGUGGCCUGGAACGACAUCGAGGGCAAGUUCGCGGUCACCUGCCACGACCGGACGGUGCAGAAGCGCAGCGCGGGGGCUCGGGACUCGGUGGCCGAGGUGGCGGAGGGAGGCGGCACGCUGCUUCAGGACAAACGUCCCGUGGCGUCGAAGAGCUCGAGAGAGAAAUCCACAGAUAAAUCCAACAAGCAUGCGCGAAGCCCGAGCAAAACUGCCGCGCUCGCUGACAUCGAAGUUCUCGAGCCCGCGUCCGUCGCCGACACCGACACCGACGCGCGUUCUCAGGACGACGCGGACGCCGGCGUCCCCGUCAUCGUCGACUCGAGCUGGGCCGGCCUGUUCUCCUUCCAGGACCUGCGUGCGGCUCACGCGCAGCUCUGCGCGGUCAACUCGGACCUCGAGCCGUGCCUGCCGCCGUUCCCCGAGCACGAGCAUCAGUCGGCCAUGUGGUCGGUGCUGUUCGGCGUCGCGGAGGUCACGCGGCGCGACACGGAGGCGCUCUGCUACCAGCUGCAGGUGUACCUGGGCCACGCGCUGGACACGUGCGGCUGGAAGAUCCUCUCCCAGGUGCUGUUCGCGGACGGGGACGAUUCUGAGGAGUACUACGAGAGCCUGAGCGAGCUGCGGCAAAAGGGCUACGAGGAUGCUCUGCAGCGGCAAAAGAAGCGCCUUCACGAGCUGUUGGAGAAGCAGCGAGGCAUGGAAAGCAUGGUGGAGCUGCUGCAGUUGUACUCGGAGCAGGACGAGGCGUACGGCGAUCUGGUGGAGGCCACCACUGAACUCUACCACUACCUGCUGCAGCCCUUCAGAGACAUGCGAGAGCUCGCCAUGCUGCGCCGACAGCAAAUAAAGAUCUCCCUGGAGACGGAGUAUCUGGGUCCACGCCGGAUCGAGGCACUCAGACGGGAGGAUGAGGACUGGCAGAGGAAGGCCCACACUGCAGUGCUGUCUAUCCAGGACCUCACUGUGAAGUACUUUGAGACCACGGCACGGGCACAGAAAGUGAUGUCCGAGCGCAUGCGAGCCGACCAGAGGAAGUUCGGGAAGGCGGCGUGGGGUGCAGCAGUGGAGCGCAUGGAGAAACUGCAGUAUGCUGUUUCCAAGGAGACGCUGCAACUGAUGCGCGCCAAAGAGAUCUGCCUGGAACAGAGGAAGCAUGGGCUGAGAGAGGAGAUGCAGGGGCUACAGGAUGGCGAGGACGCGAUGGCGCGCCUGGACCAGUUAGAGGCGCUGUACUACGAGUUGCAGCUGCAGCUCUAUGAGAUCCAAUUCGAGAUCCUGAAGUACGAGGAGUUGCUGCUGACUGCGCAGCUGCAGAGCCUGCGCAGACAGAUGACAGAGCGGCAGGACGAGGUGGUUUACUACGACACGUACGAAAGUCCUGACGCCCUGCAGGCCACUGACGACACGUCUCUCGCUCUUGCUCCUCUGCGAGACGAGGUCACCCAGCUGCAGCAGAGGACGCGGCAGCUAGAGGCCAGGAGGGGUCGCAUCACUGCCAAGAAAGCCUACCUCAAAACCAAAAAGGAAAUCUGCAUCGUCAAUCACACCCAGAAAGUGCAGCAGCGCCAGAGCAGCCAGGACCACGACUCCCAGCAUGCUUUGCGGCAGCAGGAUGAAGAAGAAGAAGAGGAGGUGAGGAACACACGAGUUAGCCAAGAGAGACAGAAGACGCUGGACAGACUGCGCAGCUUUAAACAGCGGUACCCAGGCCAGGUCACGCUGAAGUCCGCACGCCUUCGGCUAGCGCACGCCAGAAAGAAAAACGGCGCCGGGCAGACGACUUCGAAAGAGGGCCAGCCCCAGACGCAGGUGGCGAGCGUGCAGACGGACGACGCCCCGGCUUCUCUGAAAGACUCCGCUGCUGUCCUGGAGCUCCAGAGACCCGAAGGAUUCACGUCUUUACCCUCAAACAUCCCGCCCAUCCCAGAAAUGCUCGGGCCGUCCUCGCUGCCCACGCUCACCGAGCGGAACGUUCUGGACUCAUCCACUUCUCCGAUCUCUCCCCCUCCCCCACCUCCUCCUCCUCCACCUCCUCCUCCCUCUCUGGAGGACACGCCCGGGCUGGGACAAGGGCAAGGACAGGGACACGCGAGCAGCCCGGUGUCUCAACCCAAAGCAGAAAGUCCCCUCGGCCCGUUCUCCGCUCGCUUCUUCGACAGCAGUCAGCUGGUGAACGCGCGCAAAAAGUUAAGGAAGACGUCCUCUCUGGAGUCGUCCCAGUGGAGGAGAGCGUCCUCUCCUAUGGACGAAGUCCUGGCCAGCCUGAAGCGCGGGAGUUUCCACCUUCGCAAAGCUGAACUGCGCGUUCUCGCUCCAGAUCCGGACCAGGACGACGGGAACAACAUCCUGGCACAGAUCCGACGCGGCGUGAAGCUCAGGAAGGUGCGGCGUCACGAGCAGCAGCGCUGUCUAGAAUCCAGCGACCCGCUCACACGCAGCAUCCACGAAGCCCUGCGCCGCAUCAAAGAGGCUUCACCCGAGUCCGAGUCUGAGGACGAGGGGCUGCCGUGCACCGACUGGGAGAGCUAGAUCACUCAGCUUACACUCACACACACACACACACACACACACACACAAACACACACACACACAUGAAUACAUACAUACUUACAUACACACACACACACACACACACACACACACACACACACUUUAGUGACCAGUGUAUAUAUUCAUAUAUGCACACAUCAGGCACAUUUAAGAUCGUGAAAUUAUAUCGCAGCACUGCUCGGGCUAAUCAUGGCCGUCAGGUUUAUGAAGGAAAAGCAUUGAUUAUGUUGUUUUGUAGCCGUGUACCUUGGACACGGGCCUUGUUACAAACCGCUAAGUCAGGCUCAGACCUCUGACCACACACCCACUGGGCUUAAAAAGCACAAAAUUCAUAUGUGCCGUCUCUCUCUCUCUCUCUCUCUCUCUCUCUCUGUUUGUUUCUCUCAGCUUCUGAUCUAUCAUCCAGUCCAGUCGUGGGUUUUAGCCACUGUUUAUAUUUUUAUCAUGUUUUUUUUUCUCUUGUGGCGUCAGUAGACAAUACCACACUUCUCCUUGAAACAAACCAGUUCAUUCAAAUCAACAACUCAUUUAUCAAUUCAGAAAUGAAGUACAAUCAUUCCACGGGUUUGGCUUUGAACGAUAUCAGACCCAUCGAAGUCGGUUCAAAUACGUUCUCGUGAUUAAAAUUCCUGACAUUUAUAUUCCUGAAGCGAGCCGUGUAACCGCAGCAGCUCUGAAACCCGCGUUUAAGGUUUUUAUGUGUUAUUUUUUUUCUGAUUUUCCAUUUUGGACGAUGUUGCAUUCCGUGGCUUUGCCUGGUUGAGAAGGUUGCAGGAGGAAAGAUUACAGCCGCGUUCAUUUUAUUUGAGUUUUUUUUUUUUUUUUUCUUCAAAUUUCAUUGUGUUUAUUUACUGUCCUUUUCUCCAGGUUUUUGCUUGGUCAUAGUUGGAGAAAAACACCGUACGUAUGUGUAGUGAUGCACUGAUGCCACCUACAGCCAACAUCUUUUAUCUACACCUCUCACAAGUGCCGCUGUUUCAUUGUUUUAACUUCAUUUUUUUUUCCAUUUUUUUUUUUUGGUGUGUGUGUGUGUGUUUCUUUACUCAUAUAUAGUAUUUCCUUUUAGAUUGGUGUAGGUUUAUUUUGUUUGUUUUUCAUGUAUUCAUACUCGUUCACCAAGUUCAUUUCAUUUAUUGCCCAAAUCUAUAAUGUUUGUGUGUGAGUGUGUAUGCGUGUAUCUUUUUUUCUUUUUUCUUUUUUUUACAUUAAUUAUGAAUAUUCCGUCUGUGAACACAAGCACAGCGCAUUGACGGACAUUUGUGUUUUCAUUCACGGUCGUUUUCGUUCACGGUCCACUUGUGACCUUUUCUGUUUUUUUGGGAAUGCUGACCUACUUGAGGCAGAAAGAAAGAUUUAUAAUUGGUUUUGUGCAACCAGUGACAUAAAGAGAUUAGAGAGAACUCGAGACAUCGUCUUUCACUAGCUACAAUAGUUCUCCAAAACAUUUAAAGGGGCAGUUUGUCAUUUUUACAGUCCUCUGCUGCCUGCUAGUGGAAUUGCAAUUGCAAUUAAGCAAACUAACAAGCUUUCAUCUACUCUCUAACAAGCCCCGACCCCUGUUUCAUGAGCUGCCCCCUGGAAAUUAACUCAUUUCCAGGCCAGAAAAACUGAAGCCUGACCAAAAGAAGCUAGCAAGUUCCAUUCUGUUUCUGUGAUCUUUAUAAAAUUAGACUGUUAUUCCAGGUUCAGAAACACAUUCCAUGCUGCAAUUAAACAAUGCACAAGGCUGAUUAGUGUUUACGCGUUUACUGGAUAUAAACAUAAGUGUUUAUUGCAAAUUAUUAUGCAUAAACCAUGUCUUAUACAUCGCAAGCAUAUCAUCACAUUAAGUAGCUUGUAGAUAACGUUCUUAACUAUAUUUGGCUACUUUUAUAAAUAACGUGUUUAGUGAUGAAAUGGAUCGGGAUCAUUGUAUUGUUUAACAUUCUGAAGAGCUGUUGUAGCUAAGAAUGCCUUGGUUGCACUGAAAUAAUUAUAAUUCUUUUCUCCCUCGUGAAGAGAUUUGGAUUAUGGUGCGUUCACAUCAUGUCAGAAUUAUAGAAAUUUCGAGUGCCUUAGGCACAUCAUCAAACAAGGUUCCCCGGUAUAACUGACGUUAUUUAACGCUUUUGCUAACAUGAACAAACCGUGAGCGGCAGCAUUAAUACGCCUUACGUAAUGUUAACUAAUUAACAUAACUAACACGUAACUUUAUAAUAAUAAUAAUAAUGUAAAUAAUCCACCUGGAUUAACCAAUGUUCUCCAUCAGUAAGUAAAAUUAUAUAUUUUUUUAAUUGCUAGUAAAUUAUCAACUAAAUUUAUUUUGUAACAUUUCAUUUUUGCUGUAUUCUUUAGGAGUAGUACUUUAACAUUUAAACAGUUUUCAGUUAACAUCUGUGUUAACUUGUCACUUGUUAGCAUCACUUUUGGCUCAGGUUAAUGCUAGGUUUAUCAUUUGUUAAUGUUAAUUAAUGCGUCAAAUAAUGCAAGUUAAGGGAACUUUAAUGUAAAAAGCAUUACCUUCGUAACCAAUUACGAGUUAUAAAUAUAUAGAGAGAUAUAACGUCUGGAUUUAACCAAACUUUCCGUAAAAGUCAACUGAAGAAAUAUUUUUUUUGGCAUUGUAUACAUUGUUAUAAAAUUACCGUUUAUCUAGCUUGUAGUUUAUCUCCUGUGGACGUGUAGUGACUGUUAGUUUUGUCGUUUGUGAGUGUCGACUAUCCAGCUUUUUUUAUUUUUAUUUUUUAAGUUCCACUGAUAAAUGGUAUUAGCUAGCUAGCUAACUCGCUAAGCACAAAUUAAAUCAGCGUGAAAAUUGGUUGUUUGAUUUACACGUUACGUGCUAAGCUUUGUUGACAGAUUUGCACAGCAAGCUAACCUUACUAGCUACGUCCACUCAACAGAAACGCUAGCGAUCUCCGUGACUUUCUUUCCGAGAUUUAUUUUUCUUCGUAAUGUAACGAGAGGUCGGAUAAGACAGGAUGAGAUGAAACCACCGUUUCUACUUUUUUCUUCUAUUUUUAAGUGUUGAACUAAUCGCAGGAAAGGAACUGAAGUUGUGAGUGGGGAACUGAAGGAAAAUCGGACCACACACGGCAUGCGUUUCGUCCGAGGAAUUAUUUGAGCCGAUCGUUUUGAUUUGUAGCUUUGCUGUCAUACUUAAUACAUGUAGAAUUAGCCAUAUGUCAUGCUGUAACUUUGUCGCUCGCCGGUGUAGCAGAAAUCGCGUCUCCAAGUAAGAAAUGACUGACAGCCGUUGCACGCUUCGUGGAGUGCUGGUGUGAACACAGGGUUACUGUGAGUUACCAUCAUUCUGACAUAAUGCAAACGCACUAUAAUCCCUAAAACCUCUCAGCAAAUUUGUUCCCUCAUGAAAUAAUGGAUCUCAUAAUCUCAAAGCCAUUCUGCCAAGUUUCACUUAUUUCAAAUCCAUCGACUUGCUGCUCAGUAUAAAAUGCUCUGUCUGUGAUGUAGUAGGAAGUUAUUUCCAUGACUUCGUUUUUAUAAAAUGAUGUCCAGCAUCCACACCUCCUCAGCUGUCCUGUGGCGAUUCCAAGUUUACGAUCGGAGAUUUUAUCCAGCCGUCUGUUACGGUGCUGCCUAAGGCGAAAUGUGGCCCAACACCACAUGCGAUCAGCCACUCUGAGAAGCUAGUAUUCUACUAAGAGAACAGGACCAUGAUGCAUUGCUUACCGUGUAACUGUGUUGAAGGAAUGCACCCCCGCGAGCUGAUCCGAGGUCAGUCGAUGUGUUUUUUUUCUUUUUGUUUUUUUAAACCCACGCUGCACUGGGAUCAGCUCGGCCUUGCUGUAGUUGUGGGAGUGAGAGGAUCCACUGUCACUCUCCGGGCUGCACUUUUAUUUAAACACGUUUCCAUCAUGUGUACUGUAUUUAGUCUUUUUAUUUUAUUUUAUUUUUUAAAAAUCCAUUAAAUACAUAUUCCACUUCUUUUAAUCAUGUUAUUUGUGGUAUACAUUCUAUGCAUUGCUAUCUUAUGUCUUUAUAACAUAUCCCUAAAAAAAAAAAGUAUACUUCUGGUCAUUUGUAAUGCAACACUACAGUUUUGAUCCCUCGACCUCAACAAAUACAAACCCAGAUAUCUAUACGUGACUGACGCAGUCACUAGAAAUGUGCAAUAUUAUAGCAGAAACUGAAAAAUGCAUAUUUUUCAUGUGUAUUAUGUAAUGAAACAGGAAAUCCAAAAAAAUUACAGCUGCAUGGUUGCUUAAAGUACAUGUAUUUAUUGAGCUUAAUAUUUAAAAAUGUAUAACAGUAAAGUAAAUGUAAAAAGAUUUUUUAAAUCGUUUUUUUUUUUUUUUUUUUUCAUUUUGCAUUUACUUUAUUUUUUCCCGCCCCGUCCAUUUUAUUCCUAAUACAUGUUUGGUAAUUAAAUUGCAUUUUCUCCCCGUUAAAUGAAUAAAGACAGGUAGUAAAUGA